This is a messenger RNA of Fimicolochytrium jonesii, 1992 nucleotides long. Its product is annotated as alpha amylase. Gene Ontology annotation, biological process: carbohydrate metabolic process. The coding region runs from base 24 to 1748 and encodes 574 amino acids. NCBI's taxonomy places the organism in Eukaryota, Fungi, Chytridiomycota, Chytridiomycetes, Spizellomycetales, Powellomycetaceae. Gene Ontology annotation, molecular function: hydrolase activity, hydrolyzing O-glycosyl compounds; calcium ion binding. The record is from RefSeq and is a predicted model, not a curated record. The transcript has 5 exons.
CCCCCCAUCCAUCCACUCCAAACAUGUCAAAGCCCCUCCUCAAACAGUCCCGCCGCAACCUGCCCCCACCGCCAGUCAGCCUGCGCAGGACGCAGACACAUCACAAUGAAUCCGUUCCGCUCAACGGGACCAUGAUGCAGUUCUUUGAGUGGCAUGUACCGUCAGACCAGAAACACUGGGAUAGGCUGCAGGAACGCGCGGCAGAGUUGAAGAAGAAUGGUGUGACGGCGGUUUGGAUCCCGCCUCCGACGAAAGGAGCAAGCAAAGACUGCGUCGGUUACGCCAUCUACGAUCUCUGGGACCUCGGCGAAUUCGACCAAAAAAACACGGUGGGGACAAAGUACGGCACAAAAGAAUCCCUCAAAAAGGCCAUCAACGCGUGCGUCAUGAACGGCAUCCACGUGUACGCCGACGCCGUGCUCAACCACAAGCUCGGCGCCGACAAGACCGAGACGUUCCGGGCCGUCGAGGUGGCGAGGGACGACACGACCCACGAUAUCUCGGGCCAGCAGGAGAUCAAGGGGUGGACAAAGUUUGAGUUUCCGGGGAGAGGCGACAAGUAUUCGUCGUUCAAGUGGAACUUUAACCAUUUCACGGGCGUGGAUUACAAUGCGGCCAAUAAGAGGCAGGGCAUUUAUCGGAUUUUAGGAGACGGGAAAUACUGGUCCGACAAUGUGGAUAACGAGAACGGAAACUACGACUACCUGCUCGGAGCUGAUCUCGAUACGGCGCAUCCCGAAGUCGCCGAGGAGCUGAAGAAAUGGGGAGUAUGGGUCAUCAACGAGCUCAACCUCUCGGGCUUCCGUCUGGACGCGGUCAAGCACAUCGACGCCAAAUUCAUGGCCGAGUUCCUCGAGCACUGCCGGUCCCACACGUCGCUCGGCCAAAACAUGUUUGCCGUCGCCGAGUACUGGAAGAACAGCAUGAGCGAUCUGGAGGACUACCUCGACGUGCACGACUGGAAGCUGUCGUUGUUUGACGUGCCGUUGCAUUUCAACUUUGCCGAGGCUGCUGCCAAGGGCAGGGAUUACGACAUGACCAAGAUCUUUGAUGGGUCGUUGGUGCAGGCGCAUCCGAUGCAGGCCGUGACCUUUGUCGUAAGUAGCCAAAAAAACACACACACACACACACACACACACACACACAAAAACAUCUCUCCCAACCCCCUCGUUGGUAACUCAUCAUCAUCAUCAUUCAUCCCCUUCCUUGCGCACAAAAAUGCCCCGCAGAACAACCACGACACGCAACCCGGCGAAUCCCUCGCGUCCUGGAUCCCACACUGGUUCCAGCCGCACGCGUACGCGCUGAUCCUCCUCCGGCGCGACGGGUACCCCUGCGUGUUCUACGGUGACGUCUACGGGAUCUCUGGAGCGGCGCCCGUCGAACCGCUGGCCGCCCCCGCCAUCACCAACAUCAUGAAGGUGCGCGCCCACUUUGCUUACGGCGACCAGGACGAGUACCUUGACCACCCCAACACCAUCGGGUGGGUGCGCCGCGGCGACGAGAAGCACCCGCAGGGGUGUGCCGUCGUGCUGUGUGCCGGGGACGAGGGCCACAAGCACAUGUUUGUCGGCGAGGCCAAGGCCGGGGAGAGGUGGGUGGAUGUGGCCGGGGGACGCAGGGAGGUGCUGGUGAUUGGAGAGGACGGCUCGGCGGAUUUCCCGUGUAACGGCGGGGCCGUCAGUGCGUGGGUGAGGAUGGAGGAAGCCAGGGACGUGAUGGCGUGGAAGGAACAGGACGAGGCGUAAAUCACACGCCCCGCAGCUUGUCUUUUUGUUUGUUUUGCGUGAGUGAGCUCCUACCCCUCUGUUACGCGUAUCAGCAUAUCCCCACCUCUUGAUCAGCCUCUUGAUAUCUAUUCUACACACCCCCCCACACACAUGUCUCAUAGAAACCUGUACAGAACAUGGCACCAUUUCUCCCACGCAUCCGCCCCCCUUCCUCCCACCCAGAACGCAAAAAAAACAACCAAAUGAAUGCGGAAAAUACAAC